Molecule: messenger RNA, 7863 nt
Organism: Pantherophis guttatus
Lineage: Eukaryota; Metazoa; Chordata; Lepidosauria; Squamata; Colubridae
Gene: PCDH17
Product: protocadherin 17
Biological process (GO): homophilic cell-cell adhesion
Cellular component (GO): plasma membrane
Molecular function (GO): calcium ion binding
Source: RefSeq, a predicted model, not a curated record
UACCCCGAGUAGAUGGGAAGCCGGGUGGAAGAGCGAGCCCCUUCGCCCCGAAGAGGACAAACCGAGUGGCCUUAGCUUAAGCCGAAGGGAAGCAUAGGAAACGAAGAGAGUCAAGACGCGUUCCCCCCUCCCUUUCUUUUUUUGGAGAGGCUCGGGGCGCACGCGUGUGUGUGUGUGUGUCUGUGUGCCUCUGUGUGUGUAGCCUCGCUGUCGCCCCCACCCUCGGCUGGCUCUCUCUUGCGCUUCUCUCUCUCUCUCUCCCUCUUUUUUUUUUUUAAACCUCUGCGCUCAGCCAUGAGUUGCCUGUUGAUUUCCUCUUGACUAGCAAAGGCAGGGCGCGGGGAGGCGAGCGGGACUGAAAUUCAACCGCAGCGAGCGCAAAGCGCAAAAGCUCUCGCAGACACGCGCCGAGGCAGCCAACAGCAACAGCAGCGGCGGCAGGAACGAGAAGAGAGGAGAGGAGAGGAGAGGAGAAGAGCCGGGCGGGCGAGCGAGCGAUGUGGUGGCGACGGCGGCGCCAGCAUCAGCAUCAGCAGCAUCAGCAUCAGCAGCAUCAGGACCAGGAAAACCGGUCUUGGAGGAAGCGGCGGCUGGUGGAACCUCCCCAGCCGCUUCGGACGGGGCUCCCUUUCUGAAUCGCCAUCGUCCUCCCCUCCUUUUCCUCCCGCCGCCCUUCCGCCCAGCGAUCCGUUGCAAAGCCGGAGCGGGGUUCGGAUCUCCGGAAGACGCUUCCUCGCUCCAUCCAUCCAUCCAUCCAUCCAACCUUACCUCUAGAAAUGUGAUUCUCGCGUAUUUUUCUUUUUUCUUUCUUUCUCUCUCUCUCUCUCUCUUUACCUGGGAAAGAAAAGCGGGCUUUUUUGGAAGUACAAAUCCGGAGGGACUUGGACCUUAUACAUAUAUAUAUAGAUAGAUAGAUAUAUAUAUAAUAAUAAUAUUAUUUUUUUGCUUUUGGGGAAACCGGCCCUUUCCGGUUCUUUCUGCGGAGCCUCGGAACCGGCGGAGGAGGCGAAGCGCGCCGGCGAGCGAAGGGAACCGGCGAGAGGAGCAGGGCGAGAAGGAACUGGUGGGGGAAAAGCGGCGAUGCUGCGGCUGACCGCAGCAGCCAAACGGGCGCGAUUAGAUCUCCAAAGGCAGCAAACGGCCGCGGUGAAAAAACACACCACUCAACACCCGAGACGCUGCGGAGCCGGAAAAAACGGCGGUGUCCCUUUUCCCAUCCCUGAGAUCUAAAAGCGGCAAGAUUUGGCCCAGCGGUUCUACGACUUCCACCCUCUCCGGAUCCUUCCUUUCUGCGAUUCCCCUUGGCUCCCGUUUCCAAGUCGUUUUGGGGAUCCAGGAGCCGCUGUUUUUGGUUGUUGUUUUUUAAAAAGACCACCCCCCCCCCCCCCAAUUUCCAGGCAGAAAAACUCCCGUCUUCUGCUCCCCUCCCUCUUUUGGGUUUUUUUCUCUCUCUCUUUUUUCUUUUUCUUUUGAAGCUUCUCGUGAGGAUCUUUGGCAUCGUGCAAAGGGUUUGAAUUUUAUUAUUAUUUUUCCUGGAAGGAACAGCUACUGCAUUUGGGAAAACGCGGCUCAUCUUUCGCUCUUUUCGGUCGCCUCCAGAAAGGGAAGGGGUUUAAAGCGUUUUGCUCAUCCCUCCGCCUGGCUGAAGUUGGACGGAGCAAGGGGAAACUGCAGCACGGAGGAGGAGGAAGAGGAGGAGGAGGAGGAGGAGGAGGAGGAGACGAGAAACAGGGGGGAAAAAAAGACCCCUUUCCCUGGCCGCUGGUUGCAGUCUCGACCGCCCUUUGCCAGCUUCGUCCAUGGUGGUGCCGAGUCGAUCGUGCCGAGCAACAGGUUCGGGAACUUGAAGGGGGAGAGCGAGAGGAGGAGGAGGAGGAGGAGGAGGAGGACUCAGCGGAGGGGCGCGACGAUCGGCUGGAAAGGAGAGGCGCCAACGCGGCGGCGGCGGCGGCGGCGGCGUUGGCCGAGAGGCAGCCUCGUCCGCGCCGUCCGCUGGGAUGUCCCUCUCCGCUUGGUGCUUUUUCCUCUGCUGGGCUCCAGCCCUGGCUUUAAGGAACCUGAACUAUUCGGUGCCGGAGGAGCAAGGCGCCGGCACGGUGAUCGGUAACAUCGGCCGCGAUGCCCGGCUGCAGUCCGGGUCGAGCGGCGGAUCGCCCUCGCUGGAGCGCCCCCGCGGCUCGAAGGCCACUUUCCGCGUGCUGGAGAACUCGGCUCCCCACUUGCUCGACGUGGACGGGGAGAGCGGCUUGCUUUACACCAAGCAGCGCCUGGACCGGGAGGCUCUCUGCCGCCGGAGCUCCAAGUGCCAGCUUUCCCUCGAGGUCUUCGCCAACGACCAGGAGAUCUGCAUGAUCAAAGUGGAGAUCCAGGAUCUCAACGACAACGCGCCGGCUUUCCCUUCCGACCAAGUCGAUCUGGACAUCUCCGAGAACGCCGCGCCGGGGACCCGCUUCCCGCUGGCUAGCGCGCACGAUCCCGACGCGGGCGAGAACGGCUUGCGCACUUACCUGCUCACCCGCGACGAUUACGGCCUCUUCGCCCUGGACGUCAAAGCCCGAGGCGACGGCACCAAAUUCCCCGAGCUGGUGGUCCAGAAGCCUUUGGAUCGCGAGGAGCAGAGCCAUCACACCUUGGUGCUGACUGCCCUGGACGGCGGGGAGCCCCCUCGCUCAGGCACCGUCCAGCUCAACGUACGCUUGAUCGAUUCCAACGACAACAGUCCGGUCUUCGAGGCGGCUUCCUAUGUGGUGGAACUGCCCGAAAACGUCCCUCUGGGCACGGUUCUCCUGGACCUCAACGCCACCGAUGCUGAUGAAGGCACCAACGGCCAGGUGCUCUAUUCCUUCAGCGGUUAUACCCCAGACCGGGUGCGGGAGUUGUUCAGCAUCGAUCCCCAGACGGGAUUGAUCCGGGUCAAAGGCAACUUGGACUACGAGGAAGGCAACUUGGUGGAGAUCGAUGUCCAGGCCCGUGACUUGGGUCCCAACCCCAUCCCUGCCCAUUGCAAGGUCACAGUGCAUUUACUGGACCGUAAUGACAAUGCUCCCACCAUUGGCUUUGUCUCGGUGCGCCAGGGGGCACUGAGCGAAGCUGCCCCGCCAGGGACCGUCAUUGCCCUGGUCAGGGUCACAGACCGAGACUCCGGCAAGAACGGGCAGCUGCAGUGCCGGGUGCAAGGCAGCGAUGGCAGUGGGGGAGAUGGGGCAGUGCCCUUUACUUUAGAGGAGAACUAUGACAACCUGUACACGGUGGUCACCGACAGGCCCCUGGACAGAGAAGUGCAGGACGAGUACAAUGUCACCAUCUUGGCUCGGGAUGGGGGCAACCCACCUCUCAACUCAACCAAGUCUUUCUCGGUUAGGAUCUUAGACGAGAACGAUAACCCACCACGUUUUAGCAAGAGCCUUUAUGUGUUGCAAGUGCCUGAGAACAAUAUCCCGGGAGAGUAUCUGGGAUCUGUGUUGGCCAAGGACCCCGAUCUGGGCCAAAAUGGCACCGUCUCCUACUCCAUUCUGCCGGGACACGUGGGGGACGUCUCUAUUUACACCUAUGUCUCUGUCAACCCAACCAACGGGGCCAUCUAUGCUUUGCGCAGCUUCAAUUACGAGCAGACCAAACAUUUUGAGUUCCACGUGUUGGCCAAAGACUCGGGCUCUCCCCACCGGGAGAGCAAUGCCACCGUCCGGGUCACUGUUUUGGAUGUCAACGACAACGCCCCUCUGAUUGUCUUGCCGGCCCUGAUCAAUGACACUGCUGAACUCCAGGUCCCCCGCAAUGCCGGAGUGGGCUACCCCGUAGGCACCGUCCGGGCCAUGGAUAAUGAUUUCGGGGAAAGCGGACGCCUGACCUAUGAGAUUGUGGAAGGCAAUGAGGAGCACCUCUUCGAGAUGGACCCUAUGAGUGGAGAGAUCCGCACCCUUCACCCUUACUGGGAAGAGUUGAGUCCUGUGGCUGAACUUGUGGUGAAGGUCAGUGACCAUGGAAAGCCCAGCCUUUCUGCAGUAGCCAAGCUGAUUGUCCGGGCCUUGGCUGGACCUCUGCCUGAAUCAGGAGAGCCCCAGGUCAAUGGGGAGCAGCACCGCCGGCCUCACUGGGACCUCUCGCUGCCCUUGAUUGUGACCCUGAGCACGGUUUCCAUCAUCCUCCUGGCUGCCAUGAUCACCAUUGCCGUGAAGUGUAAACGCGAGAACAAGGACAUCCGUACAUACAACUGUCGUAUAGCUGAGUACAGCCACCCUCAGUUGGGUGGAGGGGGCGGGGGUGGGGGCGGGGGAGGGGGCAGCGGAGGGGGCAAGGGCAAGAAGAAGAAGAUUAGCAAGAACGACAUUAUGCUGGUGCCCAGCGAAGGGGAGGACAGCCGAGGGCCCCUCAACGUCAUGAACGUGGUCAGCAGCCCAUCCUUGGCCACCUCGCCCAUCUAUUUUGACUACCAGACUCGCCUGCCCCUUAGCUCGCCCAGGUCGGAGGUGAUGUUCCUGAAACCGGCUUCCAACAACCUGAGCGUGCCCCAAGGCCACGUGGGAUGCCACACCAGCUUCACAGGACAAGGGACUAACGUCAGCGAGGUUCCCCCAAGCCGGAUGUCCAUAAUUCAGACAGACAAUUUUCCUGCAGAGUCCAAUUACAUGGGUAGCAGGCAACAGUUUGUUCAAAGUAGCUCCACGUUCAAGGAUCCCGAACGAGCCAGUUUGAGAGACAGUGGGCACGGGGAUAGUGACCAAGCAGACAGUGACCAAGAUACCAACAAAGGCUCGUGUUGUGACAUGUCGGUGAGGGAGGCACUCAAGAUGAAAACAACUUCAACCAAAAGCCAGCCGCUUGAACAAGAACAGCAAGGGAGAGGCCAAAGACCCAUUGUUGGGAUCUGUGGACCGGCCCGCUGUAAGGAAGGAAAAUUUUCAGAACAAGAGGAGUGCAUUAACUGCACCGAUGAAUGCCGAGUGCUUGGUCAUUCUGACAGGUGUUGGAUGCCCCAGUUCCCUGCCUCCAACCAAACAGACAAUGCCGACUACCGAACAAAUCUCUUUGUGCCCACGGUGGAAGCCAAUGUCGAGACUGAGACUUACGAAACUGUGAACCCCACGGGGAAGAAGACUUUUUGUACAUUUGGGAAGGACAAGCGAGAGCACACCAUUCUCAUUGCCAAUGUGAAACCUUAUCUCAAAGCCAAACGUGCCCUGAGCCCUCUUCUCCAGGAGGUCCCCUCAGCAUCCAGCAGCCCAACCAAGACCUGCAUUGAGCCUUGCGCUUCAACGAAAGGACCUCUGGAUGGCUGCGAAGUCAAGACAGGGGCCCUGGCUGAGCCCAACAGCCAGUACCUGUCACCUAGUAAACAAUCCAGAGACGCUGCCUUCAUGGCGUCCGAUCAGAUGGCCAGGGUCUUCGCCGAGGUGCAUUCCCGAGUCAGCCGAGACUCCGCUGAUAUGGACUCUGUCUUGGAGCAAAUAGACCGUUCAAACAGGGAACUAGGGAGAGAGUCCGUAGAUGCAGAGGAAGUUGUGCGGGAGAUCGACAAGCUUUUACAGGACUGUCGGGCAAACGACCCCGUGGCUGUGAGAAAGUGAAGCAAAACAGAAACAAACAAACAAAACAAAACAAAACAAAACAAAAAAAGACAGUCUGGCAUUGAUUUGCUUCUUCUGCUGAAUUAUAUAUUAAAAAAAAAAAAAAGAAAAAAAUUCUCCCCUGGUUCUAAAAUUUAUACAGGGAUGAACAAAGACCAAUGCUGCUUUAAGGCUUUUAGUGAACAUCUGAAGUGCCCUCCAGUAUGUUUGUUUCACUGCUCUUUCUUUUUUCUUUUCUUUUUUUUUUCUCAGAUAACACUGGUUUCGUUUUUACCAAACUUCCAUUAGAGACAAUAUGGUGUAUGUUUUUUUUAAAAAAAUAAAAAAUAAAGAAAAAGAAAAAUAGGAAGGAAGGAAGGAAGGAAGGAAGGAAGAGAAAGGAAGGGAGAGAAAGGAAGGGAGAGAGAGAAAGAAAGAAAGAAAGAAAGAAAGAAAGAAAGAAAGAAAGAAAGAAAGAAAGAAAGAAAGAAAGAUUGAUUGGGGCCACUUAGACAAUCGAAGAGAAAGGAGUAAGAUAAAUGGAAACAGAUCUUUUAGGACUGAUAGUUAAUGUUGACUUCACUGUUUACCUGUAGACCCCAUAAAAACCAGGGUGAAAUAGUUGUGUGAUACGUUUACAACAGUCAUUAGAGGUUUCUAUGGAAAAUCCCCAAUCAGAAAUCCGAUAAACAUACAGUUCUUGUAGUCAGGCAACCAAGCACACAAAGCAUUAACAUUCAUUUGUGAUAGGCAUUUCUGUAUAAAGGCAUCUGCCACAUCCUUAAAAAAAAGAAAGAAAGAAAGAAAGAAAUGAAAAGGAAAAAAAAAAUAUGGAAACCCCCUUCAAAUCCAUUCCAUAACUUCAUUCAGCAAAAAUUAUCCCGGUCAUUAGUAACACAGCUCCUGUCAUAUUAAAGUUAAAUGUAAACGGAUCGAAUCCAUGUUUGUCCUGCACAUGCAUAAGUGAAUUAACGUGAUUGGAAAAGAAAGGGAAAGAAGUUCGUGUCUAGCAAGAGUUGAGGUAACUACGUUUUAUAUCCGAGACACAAUACAAAAUGUCUGCUUUAAUUGCCGUUAAAUACGGGAAGUAAUAGCGGAGGCGACUUAACAUUAUUAACACCUUUUGUAAUUCAUUUAUGGACACGACCAUCGCAGGCAUUCCAAACCUUCACCCAAUCCAUUUAAAUGUGCAAAUGUAAGAAGAUUCAAUGUGUUUACAUCAAAUGACAUAUUUUUUUCCUUGAUUUAUUGCAGAUUCAGUGCAUUUGAGCCAAAUUGUUGAGUGUAUAAGAGCUAUAUUGUGUAUUUUAUUAAAUUAAUAUAUAGUUGUGUUGCAAAAAAAAAAAAUAUUUGGGCUUAUAAUGUAAAUGGCAAGUGUUGCCUCCGUAGCUGUCAAACUCUAUGAGUUUUGUACUCUCCUCCUUUUUUUUUUUUCCCCACCCCUUUUUCCAUACAGAGUGUGGGAAGCAGAGCCUCAGAGCAAAUUCUCUUGUUAAAUGUAUGGUCUCCCAAGUUUUACCAGUACAUAAUCUGUUCAAAAAUGUGUCUUGAGUGAGUUGAUGGAGCUAACUGAACGAAUCCAUCCAUCCGUCAUGGUUGUGUGCAAGUCCUUGUAGAAGCUUCUGUCGCAACCCAUGUUUAAUAACAAAAAAAAAAAACAAAAAAAAUUACACUUGAACUGACACCUGGAAAGUCCUUGUUCUUUUAUCCAGCGUAUUCAUUUGUUCACGUCGGCGCACGUCAGCCAGAUUUGGAUAACACCCUCAUGGAUGAACUCUCAGAUUAUCUGAAUAUUUUGAGAAUAUUACUUCUCUUAAUGGUCGUUAUUAUCACUUAGGCAUAAUAGGCAGAGUGUCUGGGGCCCGCUGGAAAUAUAUUAGGCUCAAACAAAAAUCUGAAAAAGUAACAGAAAAAACAAACCAACAAACCAAAAAGCCUAUACCCUGAGAUUAAAUAUAUUUAAGGUACCAUUACUACUUUUAUUAUGUUAUUUUCUGUGACUUUCUGAGGCCUAUAGAUCUAGGGAAUAUUUUUAUAACCCUAAGAAGACUAUUAAUCCAAAAAUAAAUGUUCUUAGGGCCCACAAUGGUCUUAAUGCAUUUCUGGUUCUUUUAGCAUUGUGGGCUAUAAAAUGUAUGAGUGUCUCAUAGUAAAAGCUUUUGACCUGGUUUCAUGGACAACACGGUGGUGUUCCUCCUUUCGCCCUCCAUGAUGACAGGUUUUUUUUUUUUUUUAGUCAUUGUACUUUUGCUCACUUUCUCUUGCACACACUUUCCUAUAUGUUGUUCUCCGUUGGAUUCUUAUAAAAGCAUAUAAGUAA